Sphaeramia orbicularis (orbiculate cardinalfish) is the source of this 3071-nucleotide messenger RNA. RefSeq names its product carbohydrate sulfotransferase 6 (gene chst6). Bases 216 to 1412 code for a protein of 398 amino acids. Gene Ontology annotation, molecular function: N-acetylglucosamine 6-O-sulfotransferase activity. The transcript has 2 exons. Gene Ontology annotation, biological process: carbohydrate metabolic process; sulfur compound metabolic process; N-acetylglucosamine metabolic process. Gene Ontology annotation, cellular component: Golgi membrane. NCBI's taxonomy places the organism in Eukaryota, Metazoa, Chordata, Actinopteri, Kurtiformes, Apogonidae. The record is from RefSeq and is a predicted model, not a curated record.
CACAAGCGGACACUGGAGGUAUCCGAGCGGACACACACACACAGGGAGGAGGAGGAGAGGACACCGGGGACACCGACCAGGGCGCACCGAGGACGCACCGGGGACACCGACCAGGACGCGCGAGGCACCGGCUCCGCUCCCUCCAAACAAAAGCUAAAGAAUUGAGACACUCCUUCAGCCACAUCAGAUUUCCAGAUUCGCUUCCGUCCGGCAUCAUGCCACGCUGCAGAGUCAACCUCAGCACCAUGAUCUUCCUGGUCAUCCUUCAGGGAGCGGCGGUGGUUCUGUUCUGUGGGUGGUACGUCCAGCUCAGUCCUUGCGGAUCGACUCCAUCCAAUGGCAAAGUUCACGUCCUGUUAUUAUCGUCAUGGCGAUCUGGCUCCUCCUUCUUGGGUCAGGUGUUCAGCCAGCACCCGUCGGUGUUCUACCUGAUGGAACCUGCUUGGCACGUGUGGACCAAACUGCAGAAACCCGGAGCACGUACACUUCGAAUGGCCGUCAGGGACCUUUUACGCAGCGUUUUCCAGUGCGACUUCUCUGUCAUGGAGGCCUACCUGCCGGAGCAGCACAAUGUUUCAUCACUGUUCAUGUGGAGUCACAGUCGAGCGCUGUGUUCACCUCCGGCCUGCCCCCUCACGCCGCGGAACCAGAUCAGCAACCAGACUCGCUGCCUCCAGUUGUGUGACGCCAGGACGCUGCAGGGUGUGGAAAACGCCUGCGGAACCUACAGCCACGUGGUGUUGAAAGAGGUUCGGUUCUUCGAGCUCGAAUCCCUCUACCCGCUCCUACAAGACCCCAACCUGGACCUCCGGAUCAUCCACUUGGUCCGAGACCCGCGGGCCGUGAUGCGGUCCAGGGAGGAGUCGGCUAAAGCAUUCAUGAGCGACAACGCCAUCGUCCUGGAGCAGCGGAGCAUCCCGACGGCCGAGGUGCAGUACCAGGUCAUGCAGGAGAUCUGUCGCAGCCACGUUCGCAUCAACGAGCGGGCCAUCCUAAAGCCCCCCCCGUUCCUAAAGGGACGCUACAAGAUGGUCCGAUAUGAGGACCUCGCGCGGAACCCGCUGGAGGAGAUUAACUCCAUGUAUGAGUUUGUUGGUCUGGAGAUGACCAAACCCCUGGAGGACUGGAUCUACAGAGUAACCCAUGGAAAAGGUAAAGGCACCAGGAAGGAGGCCUUUAAAAUAACGUCCCGUAACGCCGCCGACGUCUCCCAGGCCUGGCGUACGAUGCUGCCCCAUGGGAAGGUCAAACGGAUUCAGGAGGUUUGUAAGGGGGCGAUGUCACUGCUCGGAUACCGGACGGUUAACAACGAAAAGGAGCAGAAGAGGCUUGACAUAGACCUUUUAGUACCACGGGAACCGUAUCAGUUCAGCUGGUUACCCGCUAAAACAGAACACCCUGGAAAAAGUUAGAACAUCAACGACAAAGACACUCCACUGGAUUGAAGUCUAUGUUUUUGUAGACGUAACUUUACAAGGGGAUGUUGCUGCCAUUAGAUGGUUCUCCAGCUGAGGGAACGCUGGCAUGAUGUUGGCGUGAAAACCGUAAAAAUGUGAUAAUACAACAGCAAAGAGGCCCGAAACACACUUCAUCUGAACACACAAGUGAAAAAAACCCCAGUAUAAGUCACAAUAGUGAUUUGCAAAAGUCGCCAUGUAACUAAUUAACUUGAAAACAUAAGGUCUGACAGGACAUAAGCUUUAUUUAUCCAAACCCAGAGAUGUUAACCAGUAACCAACCGUUCCCUAUAAAUCCUGCUAAGCUCCAUUAGUUUAGUGUCUCCUCUCUCAGUUCUGCACAUGUUGUUAGUGUCAACACCAAACCAGAGCUGAGAUCCAACAGGUUUCAGUCGUCGUAUAACUCAGUGCUUUUCUAGUUUGGUUCUUGUUUCUCUUCAGUCAUCCUUUCACUUUGUUGCACAAGUUGUGAAUUAUGUCAGACCACUGUGGUGAUAGAGGACACUCUACUCUUCACUGAGUGAGUCUAGGACCGAUUGUUAUCUCACCGGUCGAUGGGCCUUUAGAUAUUCUGAAGGCACUGUCAUCAUUGUCUUCUUCGUUAGCAAUUUCUUGAAACUUCUUCUCUGACAAAACUCCUGGUCGGAUUUAUUUCAAAUUUUAUAUGUAUCUUCCUUGGGACAGUGUCUACAAAGUUUGUUCACAGUUUUGAGCAUUUGGUUUUUGAAUUUUUCACAAAUUUUUUGAAAUAUUAAAAAUUUGCCAUUAGUUAUAUUGGGCCAUAUUUUGGUGGAAAUGGUUAGAGAUAUCAAUAUAGUUAUUAUUGAGCACUGACAGGAAGUCAUAGACGGACUUUCAUUUGGGUCCAUGACCUUUGACCUUGAGUGACCUUGAAGGUCUAAACUCAAAGUCACCAAUAUGUUGAUUUCAAAGAAGUCAUAUAUGGACUUGAAUUGAAUUAGUUGAGUUCUCCUCCAGUGAAAGUACCGCCCACUUCUAUUGUUAGACUGAUCUGCAUCCAGCCCACAGAACUGGAACAUAGACGCAGAACCUGACAACCUCACAUGUUCCACUGGGGAUUGGUUCUUGAUGGAACAUGCCAGUGAGAUACAGGGAUACUGGUCCUAUUUUUGUUCAGUGCGAGCGUUCUAAUGUUGACAACAAUGUGUGAAAGGUCCGUGUGUUAACCUGAAAAUCUGUGUCUAAUGUUAAGUUCUAAAAUGCACAGCUGACGGUGCAGUCGCAACCAGAGAGCGAAUGUCAAUGGCCUCAUUUGAGUCGCGUCCCCAGUGGCCUCUUGUGAGUGAAAGGAGAGCGUUGGAUGGCUUCCACAGAAGGACGGAGGCCAGCCAACACCCAGGCACGAUCUGUUCUAGACAAGAGGAAGCAUUCUUAAGCUGUUUGCAAAGAAACCUGCAAACUUCUGUGAGCGUCGAUCAGAAAAUACAGCCUUAAAGAUACAAGGCUCAUAGAAAUUUCAGUUUAAAGUGUUAACAUGUUGUGUGUUCACCGUAGUGUUUGAAGAGCCGACCAUUUUGUUGAAUGGUCUGAAAUGUUCUUCACUUGUGCUUCUACUGAAUGAGAAAAUUACACUUAAUAAAAUCUAAAAUCGUA